Molecule: messenger RNA, 795 nt
Organism: Penicillium cosmopolitanum
Lineage: Eukaryota; Fungi; Ascomycota; Eurotiomycetes; Eurotiales; Aspergillaceae
Exons: 2
Coding region: 1-795 (264 amino acids)
Source: RefSeq, a predicted model, not a curated record
AUGGCCAUGUUGGAAGACCUGAACGAAAAAUUGACUUCCUCACUCACAACAUUACUGCCGAAGAAGUAUCAGCAAGUAGAAUAUCGGGAUAAUCCGACAAGCCAGGUCGCCACUCAACCAAGUCAAGCUUAUUGCCAGGCUUUUGAAUCCGUCCUCAACCAUGACACCACCCCAACAGCCGAGCAAAGUAAUGUGCAGGAUUCGACAAGCACACGGGAGGAGCCUCCGACGGCCAGAACCACCCCCAGUUUAUCUCUCCGCAGUCCAGAGUCUACAUCGCAAGCAGACCUUGAGAAUCGAAUUCUGGUUUCCAGUUUCUCUAUUUCCGAACCAAAUAUUAAAUCAUCCACGAGGGUGUCCCGCGCAAUCCAGGCAAUGAGUAAUUCCAAAAAGCAAGAUCCAGAUUAUUACGAUGCAACAUGGAGCGGAACCAGUGAUUUUAUUGAUUACUCUACCAUCGAGGAGACAGCGAUGGGAAGAUAUCGGCGAAUCCAAGGCCUGCAGUCUCAGGAAUGGGGAGAGGGAGAUAUGGUCAAAUAUGCGCAGCGCUUUAGCCUUGUCAUAGGCGCACAGGAGUUACAGGUCAUCGAAAAAGGCCUAUCGUCAACUGCAUGCUCUAGAGGCAUAUCUCUACGAUCUCUUGCAAUCAACAGACUGGCAGAAUUCCUUCAGGUUGAUAGAAAGCGAAUUUUGGAUGAAAACAAACGGCGUGUCCACUACGUUUCCAUCCUGGAGAAAUUUGGACCCGGUGCACUUUUACUUCUUGGUGAAAUCGAUGGCAUACUUUCCCUGUAA